AUGUCGGAGGAGCAGCGUGAAGCUCUGAGAGGUAAGGCCAGCUUAAUACUCUAUCACGCGCAAGGGCACCUCCAGGGGUAUGAAGACCCGGAUCCGCUGCAGAUGCUGCGAGAUGCGCAGCAGGUGCGUGCGCUGGCGCACGAUGUGCUCCACAUUGCGAAUGAUCAUGUUGAGGCAGAAGUUGGACCGACGGCCGCUUCGUGCUUUGAGUGGAUCUGCCUGGCUGCCCGGAUGAUGCAGAAGUUAGGUUCAGAGGAUUUUGGUACGCGCUGCCUACACCUGGCCAUGCUCUGCUUGCAGGCCACCAGGCAAGUCGAAGAGAUGCUGGUGGCGGAUGGCGUUCCCACCGCAAUCGUUUCGGAAGAGCCCGGUGGAGACUUCUACAUCCCUGAGUCAGGGACUGAAGCUGAGUCUGGGGCCAUUACAGCUCCAACCCGCACUGCGGACCCACGAGACGGCUUCGUUGACAGCGCCACCGAUCGAGAACCGCAUGAGCUAGUUGUCGAAGACUUGCCAGUGCCUCUGCAAGGAAUGCGAGAAGGUCAACUUGUUGCACACAGGCAAGGUUUGGAGUGUCAGUUGCAACAGAUGAGGGCGGAGCAGACCGGCCUUCCCCUCGCAGAAACGCUGCGUAGACUGGGCUCUGCACUUCUCGAAGAGGGGGAAUCUGAGCAUGCCACACAGGCCACGGACUACUUACACCAGAGCUUGCAAAUUCAGCGCUGCCUUCACGAAGGCACGCCUCAUCUCAGUGUCGCUCGAACGCUGUAUGACCUGGGUCGCGCAAGCAGCAUUCUCAAAAAUCGAGAACAAGCCAUGCAGUACUUUCACGAGUCCUUGGAGCUGAGCCAGCGCUUGCACCCCCAUGGCGACCGCGAAACUUUUUCGACUCUGUACCGUCUCAGCAACGAGCUUGUUUUGUCUGCGGAAUUCCGGCAAGCCCGGGUGUUUAUAGAGAAAGCUCUGAACUUGGCAGAAAGCCUAUGGCCUGGCUACUUGGAUCACCGCGAAGCUUCAACCUCUUGCCGACAUGCGCAGGAGCUGAUAGAAGCAGGCGAUGAUUGGGCGGACAACUUUCGGGAGGCUCUCCGUGGCCGCGACCUGGAGUUCUGCCGCGUUCUCACUGCCAGGGACGAGCCCUUGACAGUUCUCCCGUCAGCAGACUCCGCCGACUUGAUUGAUUUACCUCUCCCUGAAGAUUUUCCAUUGCAGGUGUGGCUCAAGGCCCCCGGCAGCGAAGACCGCCGGACCUUAACAGCCCUUCUCAACUUUGCUGCCUUUUGGGAUUGGUGCAUCCAUAUUGGCGACCGAGCCUUCCAGGAGGUCGCGGAAUCAGUCGACGUCGGUUAUUGGGAAGAAAGCUUUCGGGAGCUCCUCCGAGGACGUGACCUGGAGUUUUGCCUGGAACAGGCUCGCCUCCUCCAAUAUUGUGCUGCCCUAGGGUGUCGUCCACAUCCUGCUGCUGUUCAGGCUGUUCAGGCCGCGACAAGCUGUCUUCAAAAGUCUCUACGAGCGGUAGGCUGUCUUGCAGAAGACGAAGGCAAGGAGUUCAGAGCAAACGCACUGUAUGGACUGGGACAGCUGCACAUGCUCGUCAAGGACUUCGAGGUGGCAGUCUGCUACCUGCAAGAAGCAUUAAGCAUGAAGAGAUCUUUGUGCCCCCGUGACCGCGUCACUGCCAGCAUCGCAAAGACAUUGUGCUUCCUGGGUCAAGCCACAUUCCACACCGGCAAGCUCGAUCUCGCCAUGCAGUUCCUCACACAGUCUUUGGACGCGUGGCUUUCCGUCUGUGCUGCCCUGGCUAUCUCGGAUGAGUCUCCAUUGAGACGACAGUAUGAAGAGUGCGUAGGCAAAUUGCGGAGGUAUGUGCUCAUGCGAGAAGAGGUGCAUAACAAUCCUUCGGAGCUGGAAGACGCACUGGCGCUUCUUUUGAACAUACACUGUCAGACACGCAGGCUGCUGUCAUUUCAGCACGAUCCGGCACUGUUUGCGGCUAAGGAGACGGUCGAAUUCCUGAUCGAUGUGUUGCCCAAAAUGUUUUCUUGUAAUCCGUUGUCAGAACCGACGCUGCCCUUCGAACUCCGGCUGUCGUUCUGGCUCGUCGCGUUCGCAAUGCUAUCGAGGCCAUUCCAGAAAAUUCUCACCGGAUGUUCACAGCUACUCUUUUACUAG
Molecule: messenger RNA, 2172 nt
Organism: Symbiodinium sp. CCMP2592
Lineage: Eukaryota; Dinophyceae; Suessiales; Symbiodiniaceae
Source: the annotation of a GenBank genome assembly